Sardina pilchardus (European sardine) is the source of this 7514-nucleotide messenger RNA. RefSeq names its product ERC protein 2 (gene erc2). Gene Ontology annotation, cellular component: cytoskeleton of presynaptic active zone. Lineage: Eukaryota; Metazoa; Chordata; Actinopteri; Clupeiformes; Clupeidae. The transcript has 18 exons. Gene Ontology annotation, molecular function: structural constituent of presynaptic active zone. Bases 1 to 3138 code for a protein of 1045 amino acids. The record is from RefSeq and is a predicted model, not a curated record. Gene Ontology annotation, biological process: maintenance of presynaptic active zone structure; regulation of synaptic plasticity; neuromuscular synaptic transmission.
AUGUACGGGAGCGCUCGCUCCGUCGGGCAUGCCGAGGGCAGCCCUGCCCGCUCGCCCCGCCUGCCCAGGUCCCCCCGCCUGGGCCACCGGCGCCUGGGCGGCAGCGGGGUCAUCAGCGGAGGUGGCGGAGAAGGAGCAGCGGUAGGAGGCAGAGGAGUGGGCGGAGGAGGAGGAGGAGGGAAGACCCUCUCCAUGGAGAACAUCCAGUCGCUGAACGCCGCCUACGCCGCCUCGGGGCCGGUCUACCUGGGCGACCACGACGUCAUGACGUCCAGCGCCUACCCCAAGGCCACCAUGACCCUGGGCCGGGCCACCAACCGGGCCUCGUACAGCAGCCGCGCCACGGCCAUGGGCAGCAGCCCCAACAUCAACAUGGAGUCGUCUGGAGGCGGCUACCGGGACCGGGAACGGGAGCGCGACCGGGACAGCGACACCACCAUGCACCUGCACUCGCUGCAGAGCGGAGUCAGUGGUGGCGGCGGUGGUUCGUCGACGUCGUCGCUGUUGCGGCAGGCGGUGCGUAGCGGCGGCGGCGGCGGCGGCUCGGAGAGCCCGCUGCUGGACAUGCACACGCAUCUGCGCGAGCUGCAGCGGGAGAACGAGCUGCUGCGGCAGGAGCUGGACGUCAAGGACAACCAGCUGGGCUCGUCCAUGAACAGCAUCAAGAACUUCUGGAGCCCCGAGCUCAAGAAGGAGCGCAGCCUGCGCAAGGACGAGGCCGGACGCACCUCGCUGGUCCGCGAGCAGAUGAGGGCGGGCCAGGACGAGAACCAGCACUUGCAGAUGACCAUCCAGGCGCUGCAGGACGAGCUGCGCACCCAGCGGGACCUGAACCAGCUGCUGCAGCAGGAGAGCCGCCACGGCGGCAUGGGGGGCGGCGUGAGCCCCGAGCGCCUGUCGGCCGUGGAGCCCACCGAGGAGAACUUCCAGCGGCUGCACACGGAGCACGAGCGGCAGGCCAAGGAGCUCUACCUGCUGCGCAAGACGCUGGAGGAGAUGGAGCUGCGCAUCGAGAGCCAGAAGCAGACGCUGGCCGCCCGCGACGAGUCCAUCAAGAAGCUGCUGGAGAUGCUGCAGACGGGCAAGGGGCUGCCCGGCAGCCUGGCCGACGGAGAGGGCGGCGGCGGGGGGAUGCGCGCGCGUCGAGAGGCCGAGGAGCAGCUGGGCCACCUGGAGGUCAUCCUGGAGCAGAAGGAGAAGGAGAACCUGCACCUUAGGGAGGAGCUGCACCGCCGGAACCAGCUGCAAGCGGACCCCACCAAGACCAAGGCCCUGCAGACCGUCAUCGACAUGAAGGACACCAAGAUCGCCUCCCUGGAGCGCAACAUCCGCGACCUGGAGGAUGACAUCCAGAUGAUGAAGACCAACGGCCUGCUCCACACGGACGGGGCCGAGCGCGAGGAUGACCUCAAGCAGGUGGAGGUCUACAAAAGCCACUCCAAGUUCAUGAAGAGCAAGAUUGACCAGCUGAAGCAGGAGCUGUCGAAGAAGGAGUCGGAACUGCUGGCCCUGCAGACCAAACUGGAGACGCUGACCAACCAGAACUCCGACUGCAAGCAGCACAUCGAGGUGCUGAAAGAGUCCCUCUCUGCCAAGGAGCAGAGAGCCAACAUCCUGCAGACCGAGGUUGAUGCUCUGCGGGUGCGUCUGGAGGAGAAGGAGUCGUUCUUGAACAAGAAGAGCAAACAGCUGCAGGAGCUGACCGAGGAGAAGGGCACGCUGAACGGAGAGAUCCGCGACAUGAAGGACAUGCUGGACGUCAAGGAGCGCAAGGUCAACGUCCUGCAGAAGAAGAUCGAGAACCUGCUGGAGCAGCUGAAGGACAAGGACAAGCAGCUGGGCAGCCUGAGAGAACGAGUCAAGUCCCUGCAGACCGACUCCAGCAACACAGACACGGCCCUGUCCACUCUGGAAGAGGCCCUGUCUGAGAAGGAGCGGAUCAUCGAGCGACUGAGAGAGCAGCGCGAGAGGGACGAUCGGGAAAAGCUUGACGAGCUGGACACCUACAAGCGCGAGAACAAGGAACUGAAGGACAAGCUGGCGUCCCUGCAGAGCCAGCUCACCAACAAAGAGUCCUCUCUGAUAGACCUGAAAGAGCAGGCGUCGUCGCUGGCCUCCGAGGCCCUGAAAAGGGACUCCAGACUCAAAAGCCUGGAGCUGGCCGCAGAGCAAAAGACCCAGGAGUAUAGUAAGCUGGAGGGCCAGCUGCAGAAGGCGGAGGAGGCCGCGCGGCGCAGUAGCCCUGACGUGGCGGAGCGUGUGAGGGCGCUGGAGGGGGAGGUGGUGCAGCACAGGGAGGAGGCGGGCAAGUCCAAGGCCGAGGUGGAGCGGCUGCUGGGCCUGCUCAGGGACGUGGAGGCCGAGCGCGCCGACAAGGACCAGAGGCUCGCCGAGCUGGAGAGGCAAGCCAAGCUGCCAAACGUUAAAGCCACACAGCCUGCUCAGUCGACUCAGAAGAAGGAUGGACUGCCAGAUGGAGCCCCUCCUCCCCAGCAGCAGGGUGGUGCGCGGGAGACGUUGGAGCGCAUCAGGGAGCUGGAGCGACAGCUGAAGGACAGCAUGAACACCUCCACCCACAGGGAGGCGCUGUGGGCACAGGAGGAGCAGGCGCGCACUGCAGCACAGAGACAGUUGGAGGAGUUGAUGGGUGCUCUAGAAAAGACCAGGCAGGAGCUGGACAUCACCAAGCAGCGCCUGUCCUCUACCCAGAAUUCCCUUGCGGAGCGCGACGGUCACCUGAACAGCCUGCGGCAGGAACGCAGGAAACAGCUGGAGGAGAUUCUGGAGAUGAAGCAGCAAGCCCUGUUGGCAGCCAUUAGCGAGAAAGAUGCGAACAUCGCCCUGCUGGAGCUCUCCGCCUCCAAGAAGAAGAAGACCCAGGACGAAGUGAUGGCCCUCAAGAGGGAGAAGGACCGCCUCAUGCACCAGCUCAAGCAGCAGACCCAGAGCAGGAUGAAGCUCAUCGCCGAUAACUACGAUGACGGGCACAUGCAUCCGCCCCAUCCCCCCCACCCUCAUCAUCCUCCAGCUCACCACCCCCACCCGGGGCACCACAGGGGCCCUCCACGAGGACCCCCCCACGCCGCCAACCACCGACCCCCCCCAGACCAGGACGAUGAGGAGGGCAUCUGGGCAUGAUCGUAGCCAUGGAAACGGAUGCUCCAUUUUUGUUGGCAGGGAUGAGCUGGUUGUUGCUGAGGAGGUGAAAGAGGUCUGAAUCUGAGUCCAUGUUUCUGUCCCCCUUUCUGAAGUUUUCUGGACCCUACGUUUGUCUGAGAUGCACCAUCUCUCUCACAUACAUGCAGAUACACACACACACACACACACACACACACACAGACUGAAGAAGAGAGGGGAGGAAGACGCCUGACUGAGGAGACAGAGAGCACAACUGGACCUCCACGUUGCCAACCAUCCUGCAGCAUAUCUCCUCCUCCUCCCUGGUACCUCCUCUCUCACUCACACUCACUUACACACACACACACACACACACACACACACACACACACACACACACACACACACACACACACACACCUACUCACACACUCUCCUCAAGCUGGCAUGAAUAACCACAAGCGGCCUGACCGCAGUGGGCCAGGCUCUAACCUCAGACAAACCCAAGGAGGACCUGUAAAAAGCAAGCCACCCAUCACUCACCAACCAUGACCAGACCAGACUAGGCCAACCCAGCCCAGCCCAGCCCAGCCCCAGCCCAACCCAGGGCUGAUCUGUUCAGCAUGGAUGCCCAGGCAGGCUGGCUGGCUUCAGAGAGCGAAUCCCAGGCCUUUUUCUUUUUCACCAACUCUGUGCCAUGGCGAAGUCAUAAAUGUGUUGUGAACAUGUUUAUAAAUGUUAAAGACAUUACGGGAAAGGAAAGGAGGAGGAGGAGGAGGAGGAGGAAGGGGGAGGAGAGGGUUCUCCAGCCUCAAAUGCCCAAGGCAGGGUGCUCGUGCAGUAAGCUGGUCUGCCUUAAAAGUGAGCCCACAGACUCUGUCAAACAUGUCACAUACAUACACACACACACACACACACACAAAAGCCAAUGCUGAAGAGGAAAAACACUAUUGACAGCCACCCUUUCGCUCACUCUCCAACCUUAAAGCCUGUUAUUUGGAACUUCCUGUUUUGCUAACCGCACAAACGUAUGGAGAUGUAUCUGUUUUUUCCUCUCUCUCUCUUCCUGUCUUUUUCUCUCUCUUUUUUUCGCCCUUCUUGGAGAAGAUGAAUUUCCCUCCCCUUCCUAAGUUACCAUGGCAGAACGCUACCCCGUCCAAAAUGUUUGACAAUCGCAUCGCUGCGUUUCUGGGACCCGGACAAGCUCCAAAGUUGAUUUUUUGAGAGGGGGCGACACGAGGUCAGGGCUCAAGUUUCCUACCUGGCGUUUAUGGAAACCCGUGAAGCGUCCAUCCACACAGCAGGUCACAAGAGGGUGUAUGUGUGUGUGUGCGUGUGUGUGUGCGUGUGUGUGUGUGUGUGUGUGUGUGUGACUCACCUGUACAUUAGCCUCUGUCCACUCUUCACCUGCUCUCCCCCUCUUCCAGAUUUAUAUAUAUGCCCCACUCCGACACACACACACACACACACACACACACACGCGCGCGCGCACGUGCGUCUCCCAAGGAGCAUGGAGGAAUGUCAUGGCAAGAACACGGCAGGAACAGGUAGUUCUGCUCUCCUAUCCUUCAAGCUUCAUCUGGAACAACAUCUGUGUUUGUUAUCCUGUGUAUCCAGAGGAGAUCUCCCCUUUGCUUACUGGUCAGUGAGUGCAACAGAACAUGCAUACAGGCUGCGACUCUGGCUUCAUGUAUUUAUUAUUUAUGCGAUUAUUUAUUUAUUUAUUUAUAGAUUUAUUUAUUUUCAAGGACACUGCGCUCACAUGUCAAGUGCUCUGAUCAUGUCUGGCGGCUGCGUCUCAGACGUCGGCGAAGCCUUUUUUUUUUUUUUUUUUUAAACGUCCAGGAUGCCAGACAGAAGCAGACGCUCGGAACAGGAAGUGUCUUGCUGUUCUGACCCCGUGGGAAUGCCUCGUCCACGGGAGCCCGGGGAGUUUGUUCGUCUCGCUGCCAUCACCGGGGACAGGGCAGCUUGUCUGCCGAGACGUUUGGACACUGACGCAGCGUAAUGUCAUGGACAUUGCAACGGCGGUCUGGUGGAGUGGCUAUCAACUGGAGAUGGCAGAAGGGUCCCAGGCGUUCCCCAGAAUAUUCCUCUCCAGCAGUGCCUCUGGCAGAAGUGGCCCAUGGAGGUGUGUGUGUGUGUGUGUGUGUGUGUUUGUGUGUGUUUGUGUGUGGUAAUACUCAAUUGUAUAAAUGGAACCUGUAAGAAUAGUUCCAAAAGUUUCUGCGUUUCCUGCGUUUAUGUUCCUUUUUUUCCUGCACCAAUAGCAAGACUUUUACCUUUCCCUGCAACUUUUCGGAAGUCCAGACAAGUCUGGUUGAGCAGAUUAUAUCUACUGAAGAGAAGUUGCCACAUAUGGCAGAAAUCAUCUCUGUUUUUCAAUUGUAUCACAGAUAUUCCUUGUGUGGUUGAUUUUUGUGGUAUCUUUCUAACUCCCCCUGGGUCAAAAACUAAGAAUAAACAAACUUGGGGAAAGAACGCAUGUUUAUUAGCUUCCAUGGUCAAGAUUGUAGUGUAUGGACCGUAAUGAGGAUCGCACCACUAGCAUUGACUUGUGUUGACCUCUGACCUUCCACACACAGGAAGUGAUGUUCUGCUUUCCGGUACUUGAAGUACGAGUUUUCUUGUGAACUGAUAAAAAAAAGAGCUCUUGUUCUAGUUUUGUGCCAAAUGAAUGUUUACUGAAAACAUUGAGAUUGAUGUUACAAGAUGUGAUGUGAAUGAUUAAGAAGUGUGUUUUCCUCAGAACGCUUCCUGAGAAACUAAAAAGGUCUUGUUUACCCUUAUUUAAAGGUUCUUCGAGUUGUGUAUUGAAAAAGAAAACCUCCUUCAGGAAUGCUCUCUUGUUCUGUGUGCAGGACUUGCUGUGUGUGUUUGCACUGUGAAUGAAUACAUCUGUCUUUUAUCUCUCUCUCUCUCUCUCUUUCUUUUUCAUUUGACUGUAAAAUUUGUACUUUUGUAAGAGUCCUCUGCCAUAUACCCAAUGCUCUUCUUUUUAUCCAUAGUGUUUUCUAUAUGUCAAACAAUGCAAAUGUUUCUAUUGAUUGGAUUGCUCUGUUUAUAUAUAUUUUUCACCAUUUUCUUGUUUAAUUAUUCAAUUGAAUUGUGUGUGUGUGUGUGUGUGUGUGUGUGUGUGUGUGUGUGUGUAUGGACCUCUAUCGCAUACUUAAGGGUUUCUCAGGCUUAUGGUAAAGCUUCAUAGUAAACAGGAAGGUAGAAUGCAAGCACGGUUUGAAUAAUAGUCUUAACACUAUUAUUCCAUUCAAGAACCCAAGUCCAGAGUAUACAGGAUCCAGUCCUUUGAUCAAAUACAUUAUUUUAAAUUGUAGUGUAGUGUGUGUGUGUGUGUGUGUGUGUGUGUGUGUGUGUGUGUGUGUGUGUGUGUAUAAAGUAAAGCUGGUGUUGCCUAGACUUCUCAUCUUAUACAUGUAUCUGUACAGAAAAAAAUAGUUUAGGACCAAAUUAUUUAUUUUAAAGGAUAUAUUUUAUACCAGACAAUGACUUCCUUAAUUUUCAUCGGAAAAAUAUUAAAAUAAAGAUAGCUUCUCUUAAAUGUCCUGAGCUGAGCUUGCUUGGCAUGUUUACAUGAACUGUGGUCAUUGAAACCAUGUCUUUUCAUUUCGCUAAUGCCUUGUAUGUGUAUGUGAAUGUGCAAUAAUAAUAAAAAAGAAUAAGACAUUUGGCCAAUGCAAAAGUAGAACACUUAGUUGACAUUUCACCCUAUUUUAAAUCUGUUGCUAAAACAAUUUAUGUCCCUGCAAAAAAAAUAUGUUUUAAGAAUAAUCAUCUCAUGUUUUUUGCAGUAAGGUACAUGUACUAAAUUAGUAUAUUAUGUUCAACAUUUUGAAAAAAGUAUUCAGUUAGCAUGUGUCUCAUUUCACAGGAAAUCAUCAGGAAAUACUAUGAAGUUGUUGCACUUGGUACACAUAAUGGUUGUAGGUUGAUAUCCCCAUGAAUCUAGCGGGUGCAGCACUUUCUUUUUCGUAUUUCUUUAUUGAGGAAAUAAAUAUAUAAUUCAUAGAAUAUGGUAUAAAGUAAAAUAUUAAGGUGAUAAGUCUCGGCAAGGGUAGCAUUGUGUGUGUGUGGGCUGUAUGUGUACAUAUUAAAUAUUGUGUGUGUGUGUGUGUGUGUGUGUGUGUGUGUGUGUGUGUGGCAUGUUCAGGCUCUUACUAUUUAUGAUAUACAGUAUAGAUGGGACUUGCCCCUGUCCCUGUCCUGGACUGUGGGCAUGUGUCACUGUCCUCUGCUAAGUCAUGGAGAUGUUUGUGACAGAUCUGCAACAAUCUUAAACAUUGGUCUUGAAGACUUUUCUCUCUCUCUCUCUCUCUCUCUCUCUCUCUCUCUGAAGCAUUCUGCUUGUUUCUGCUCAUUCAAUAAAGGUUUGCUUUUCUUUA